CCUCUCUCCUCUCCUCUCCUCUCACGCCCGUCAAGCGGGCAGUAAGCUCCUCCAUGCGGGUAGAUCUACGCGGCGACGGUGCAUGCCUUAAUUGUGUGUGGCGUUCGACUCUGGCGGUGUUGUGAUUCCGAAUUAUCACCACCACUAUACCUCUGUGACUGCUUCAGAACUACAGAGGGGACUGAUUGGGACCUCUGUUAGUACUGUUACUAUGUGAUUGGAAUACUAUGGAUUAUUAUAAAAGGGACCACAAAAAAAGAUUAGGAGCAGUACGGGCGAGUGAAGCAGUGAGAACAACACCGGGUUGACAAGCUGUGACGUCACCAUGACUACAGAGGUGGACGUAGCACCGCCCCUCGUCCCGCCCCUUGACCUUGACAUCACAGCGCCACCUCUCAUCAUGGACAGCAUCGUCACAGACAGCAGCAACAGCAACAACAACAUUUAUAACCACACAGUCGACCAGGCACUAGAUGGAGAUACAGCAGACUGUGGGAAGUACAUGGAUAACGAAAACGACGAUAACAACGAAAACGACAAUAAUAACGAUGAUGACGAAGACGUCGAUGACGCACACAUAGGCGAUGAGGAUGACGCUCACGAUGAAAUAUUCGGACAAAGAUCCGAUUCCGAUUCGGAAAUGGAUUCGCCGGACGACUUUAGUGCAGUCGACUCGGACCAAAUCCCCGAAGCGGCAACGAUACGACAUCGCGAACCCACUUCAGAAUCGGAUAACAAAUACUCCGCUGAACACACCAAAACGGUUGAAAACGCUCAAAAAGAGUCGAAUAUUACACCAGCAGAGAAUUUCAACACAUCCGAAACCGACACAGAAGUUAAUCAAUCAAACGCCAUCGUUCAAUCAACCAUCGAAACUGAAAACGAAAACCCAGCUACCAACGAAUCGAAUCCACACGGAACCGACCCUUCCAGCGAUUCCGAACCCGCGGUGAUAGCACAACAGGACUCGAGCGCCAUUGACACAGAACCGUCCUGUCUGUCCAACAACAGCAGCAGCGACGGUUCCAACACCACAGUGCCGCCUGCUCCGGAGAACUUUCCCGCGCUAGGAACGGCUGUCCUGGCCGACAAGAUGGAGGAUGGUGACGUGUCUAAACAGACGGGGCUGAUGGACAGUAUACAGGGUAUCGGUCUGACAGACCUGAGCCGUCUGAAGGGUCUGGACAAGGCUGACCCGACAGUGAGGAGGCUGUUCGUGCGCCCGCGGGUCACCACACGGGAGCUCAUGUCGCUCACCAUAGACCCAGACAUCAAGGCGGUGGUGGAUGAGUUCCUCAAGAACAACAUCGUCGGAAACUUUAUCAUUGCCAGAGUCCUUAGAGAGAACUAUGCCUUGUUCUACUCCUGGCUGUCCACCCACAUCCAGUCAGAGCGCAACGCCUGGGCCGUGAGACUGAGACAAGCGUUGGUGCAGGCCGAGCAGCACCGCAAAGAUUCCAUAGACAUUUCCGACUUGGUGGUUCACUCGGCCGCACGGCUCAGACAUCUCGUCCAGUCCGCCAGCAACACCAUGUUCGGUUUGCCUACCAAAGGCCACCACCACCACCACCAUAGACGUGGUACUAAAUCAAUACGGAGUAUCUCUCAGCGGCGACAAGGCGCGUCUACGACAAAAAGCGUCGCGUCUUCCUCUUCAGGGGUGUCUAGCAACGCUCACAGUAUACCCAACAUCAAUGGAAGAGACGCCAAAGACGCCAAAUCAUCCACGGGGUUGUAUCCCUUCAGCGUGGACAUGGACGACAAAACGAUGGCCACGGCGUAUCAAAACAGGAAGUCCAACUUCCAGAACCGCCUGAUGGCGAUGAGUCGUCUCAACGAGCGGUCAAUUGCUGCUAUGGCAGGUAAUAAGGGACUGACCCAGUCUUCCUUCAACGUGGUCAGUGUUGUGGACACGUCACGAGUCGCCAAAAACCCCGAGGCGGAGGCGAGCGUCAGGGCUAGUGAGUCUGAGGCAGAGACCAAAGACGACGCGACGACGAGUGGAAACGGGAAGAAACCGAAGCCAAACGUUAAAAUUCAGCAGAACGCACCACCAAACUGGAGGCAUGGCGGCGGCGUGCAUGUGGGGAAACUCAAGAAAAAGGGGAACCACCCUUUCGAGUAUAACGAAGAGGAGUUCAAGGCGCUCUACGCUGACGGUGGGGACGAGACUGACGAUGUCGUGGUGGGUUACGACGAGGAGGAGACGGACUGGAAGCAAGUGCUGAGAGACAACAUCGAGGUUCUCACCGACAUCUGUGACACUCUCGUCAACGACCGCACCGAGUGUCUGAGGCUGGUCGGGGUUAAACCCAACGCCGUGGCCAGUCUAGUGGAAGCUGUGUCCGGCUUUGUUAAAGACAGGCACUACAGCGGACACAACAAGAGAAAAGAAAUCGAGAGAAGGCUUGGAAUGUUAGAAGCGGAGAACAAAAAUCUACAAAACGAGAUGACCGUUUUACAGAACACUCUGAAAGAGAAGAACAACGAUGCUUUGAACUUACAAAGACAGCUGGAUAAAGUGGAGAACAUGCUGAAGGACAACAUGAACAGCAAAGUGCACAAGUGUGUGGGCACCGACGACUUUCUCAGUCUCAAAACCCUCCACAAGAACGGGCACAAGACGAGGAAAAGUCCAGCGGCGUUUGACGAUAAGAACAGCAACAACAAGGGCCCGUUGACGAACGGUGUCGGUCUGAAGAUUCCUGUCGGAGACAUGGACGAGGCUGGACUGAGACUGGAGUCAAAACAGAUCCUGAGAAGUGUUCCCGCAGAGCAGGAAGUGAAGCAGUCUGGGAAAUCUACGAACGAAACCCCGGUGGGGAACAUUACCGAGAAACAGAACAUCAACCUGACAGCGGAGGUCGACAGCGGUAUGAGGCCGACGAGAGAGCCGUCACUGAUCGAGAUCUCGGAGGAGAAACUAAAGACGCUGAAACAACGGGCGCGGAAACUGGAGGAUUCUCUGCACGACGCCAUCACCAGCAUGGAGAAACUGAACAAGGUGACCCCUCACGACGACAGCGCGUCCAUGCAUAGCACAACAUCUGGGUCCACCAUCACGUCCAUCCUGGUCAAGCCGUCCCGCUCCUACAUGCCGCGACAUCACCACCACUACUGGAAGAAAGCCUCGCUGGAGGUCAACGGAGUGGCCCCAGAAUCCGCGAGGAUCCCCAAACUGACCGUCAUCAGACGUCCAGGGUUCAUAUCCGAGCGUCGGUGUCAGUCAGAACACCCGCCAUCCAUCACUUUAGAGUCAGAACACACCAGCUUUCUCGAGGGGAAAUCCGUCGUGCAGGCGCCCUCCGAUGGCAGCUUGUCGCAUCGAACCCCUGCCCCCCACGACGUGCCCUACAACACACCCAUCCCGUCCACCAACAUGAGAAACCUCGGGGACAGACUCAACGGCAUCACGCCGCUGGGGGUCACGCCCGUCUCCAGAAUUAGCCAAACCGUGGACUACACAUCCGGAGAGGAAAACUACUUCUCAGAGGACAACUUCCGAGACGACGAGCUGAGCGACACGCCACGUCGUAAAGGAAAAUCUAUCGCGGGAAGUAACAACGGCGGGGGCGGUGGGGAGAAAUGGGCGUCCUCUUCCACUUCUACCUCAAAAAGAAAAGCCCGCGUCAUCUCCCGGUUCCGGCCCACUGGCGGCGGGAUGGUGGCCAAGUGUCUGCGCUGUCAGAAGUUGUUCAGCUCGGUGGACAACCACAAGCUGGCCUGCUGCUACCACCUCAAGGGCAAGGAGAGGCUGGAGCACUACGACCACUGCGGCCGGCUGCUGAGGGUGCUCUACGCCUGGAAGUGUUGUCGACAGCCACAGGACGCCGAAGGAUGUUGCUAUGGGCAACAUGUAUAAGGGCCAACAAUAUCAAUAAUAAUAAUAGAUAGCAUUUGUAUAGCACAAAUCCCCGCUCAACAGCAAGCUCUAUGCGUUCCACAAUCUAUACUAUUAUAUCUACCACAGAAGAAGUAUACCAGUAUCCCAAGAGCCAUUAUGGUUUUUCGGAAAGAGUAAUUAGUCUGAAAGACACAAACAGCUGAGUGAAAAAGAAAAAAA
Aplysia californica (California sea hare) is the source of this 4063-nucleotide messenger RNA. RefSeq lists its product as uncharacterized. The record is from RefSeq and is a predicted model, not a curated record. Lineage: Eukaryota; Metazoa; Mollusca; Gastropoda; Aplysiida; Aplysiidae. Bases 326 to 3862 code for a protein of 1178 amino acids. The transcript has 4 exons.